Juglans microcarpa x Juglans regia is the source of this 2094-nucleotide messenger RNA. Its product is annotated as transcription factor E2FB. Gene Ontology annotation, molecular function: RNA polymerase II cis-regulatory region sequence-specific DNA binding; protein dimerization activity; DNA-binding transcription factor activity, RNA polymerase II-specific. NCBI's taxonomy places the organism in Eukaryota, Viridiplantae, Streptophyta, Magnoliopsida, Fagales, Juglandaceae. Gene Ontology annotation, cellular component: RNA polymerase II transcription regulator complex. The record is from RefSeq and is a predicted model, not a curated record. The transcript has 14 exons. The coding region runs from base 278 to 1675 and encodes 465 amino acids. Gene Ontology annotation, biological process: regulation of transcription by RNA polymerase II.
UAUCCGAACCGAAUUCCCUCCUUUGUUUCCCUCGUUUUCUGCUCUCUUUUUCUCUCCCGCUUUUUCAUUUUCCUUCUUCCCAAACACCCCCAACCCAGAUCCCACCUCUCUCCCUGCCCCCUCUUCCCCCACUUCUCAUUUUACCUCCUAUUCCUCCGUCCAUUUCCCCCUCAAUUUCCUCGCAACUUAAUUACUUUGUAUCUCUCUCCUCUUUCUUUCCCUCUCUAAACCCCCCAAACCCCGAAGCCCACUCGUCUCGAUCUCUGUCUUUGGCUCCAUGUCUGGCUCGCGAACUCCCACCCCGUUGCGGCCUUCGCCGCCCGAGCAGAUCAUUCAGCAACAGCAGCCGCUUAGGCGGCAGCUCCCUUUCUCGUCCUUCAAACCGCCGUUCGGUAUUCCAGCAGACUAUCACCGCUUCGCUGAUCCUCCCCGUGGAGCCACUGAUCACGAGGCAGAGGCCAUCGUUGUAAAGUCUCCCCAAUUAAAGCGGAAGAGUGACACAACAGAUUAUGAAGCUGAUUCUGUUGAUAGAAUGGCUGGUCCUGGGUUCACUGAAGUAGUUAACAGUCCCCUUCAGACACCUGUGUCAGUAAAAGGGGGAAAGGCAAACAAAACAUCACGGCUUUCGAAGUGUAGUAAAUCUGGACCUCAUACUCCAGUCUCAAAUGUUGGUUCUCCUUCCGGCAAUAACCUUACUUCAGCUGGUCCUUGUCGAUAUGACAGCUCCCUGGGUCUCUUGACAAAGAAGUUUAUCAAUCUAAUCAAACAUGCUGAAGAUGGUAUUCUUGAUCUAAAUAAAGCUGCUGAAACUUUGGAGGUGCAAAAGAGGAGGAUAUAUGAUAUAACAAAUGUGCUUGAAGGAAUUGGUCUCAUAGAAAAGAAGCUCAAAAACAGAAUUCAGUGGAAAGGACUUGAUGUCUCAAGGCCAGGGGACGUUGAUGAGAACUAUUCCAGUUUACAGGCAGAAGUUGAAAACCUUUCCCUUCAAGAGCGCAAAUUAGAUGAACAAAUAAGAGAAAUGCAAGACCGAUUGAGGGACCUCAGUGAAGAUGAGAACAACCAAAAGUGGCUUUUUGUCACUGAGGAAGAUAUCAAGGGCUUACCCUGUUUCCAGAAUGAAACAUUGAUAGCAAUUAAAGCUCCUCAUGGUACAACUCUGGAAGUUCCUGAUCCUGAUGAGGCUGUUGACUAUCCCCAGAGGAGGUACAGGAUAGUCCUAAGAAGCACAAUGGGUCCCAUAGAUGUUUAUCUUGUCAGUCAAUUUGAAGAAAAGUUCGAAGAGAUUAAUGAUGUUGAGGUACCUCCAAACUUACCAUCAAGCUCAGGGUUUGAUGAGAACCUGGCAAACACAAUGGUCACUGAGGAGUGCAGAGGAAAGGAGAUUGAAAUGCAUGGACAAGAUGCUCAUAGAAUGUGCUCGGAUCUUAAUGCCUCUAAUGACUUUGUGAGUGGAAUCAUGAAGAUUGUGCCGUCUGAAGUCGAUAGUGAUGCAGAUUACUGGCUUUUAUCAGAUGCUGAUGUCAGCAUCACAGACAUUUGGAGAACAGAACAAUGGAACGACUUCAGUACAUUUCAGGACGAUUAUACCAUGGCUAACAUAAGCACACCACAACCCCAAACUCCACCGUCCGGUGCUACCGAAGGGCCUCCUGCUGCUAACCCUACCAAGAGUUGAGACCCUGGAAAGUGUAUGUGGAUGCAAGACUUAAUCUUGUUCAGGACUUAUGAUGUUCAACCAUUCGCUGUUGUGUAAAUCCCUGGAGGUGGGAUUGAAGAGUUUCCCCAGCUGAUGCUGCAGGAUGUUCCCAGAAAAGAAAAAAUUACAAGAAACUACUGGAUGGAAGAUGGAAGUAGCAGGUUCGUUGUAUAGGUAAGUAUGUCAUAUUGUAGAGCAGAAAACGACCAAAAAAGAAAAAGAAAGAAAACCAAUGUUGCUUGUACAACCAUGUAUAUUAUUUACAUUCUUGGCUCUAGUACUGUACUAACUAGCUUGACCUCUAGGUUAACUUGACAAGUAGUAACGACAGGAGAGGUAUUCAUAUGUUCAGAAAUUGAAAGAAUAAAGGGAGCGAAAAGAGGAUCUAUCAAAUAUCA